GCUGUCGUCGUCGGUCUGUCGAAAAAUUUUGUGUCGAAAAAAUAACAAACCUUUCGGGGGAAGCUCGAGGAAAAUUUUAAAUUUGCGCAAAAAUUGUGCAAUUUUUGUUGAAAAUAGGCAAACUUGACAGUGAAAGUGUGAAAACUAUCAGUGGCAAACGUGUGACCAUGCAGAACAGUGUGAAUUCGCUUUCGGUUGGAAAUCUUUAAGCGGAAAGGAAAGUGCUUCCGUACGCCCGAGAGAUUGAUCACAUCACACAUCUUACCGCCCAGCCCAGCCGCAUCCUAUCCUCGAUCCCUUCCGCACCAGAGAAGGGAAGUGAAGGCAAGUGAGCAGACCAGAUCGCACGAUGAAGCAGAUGAUGAUGCUAUUGCUGUUGCUGCCGUCGAUCAUCCUGCUGGGAUGAAGUAGGCAUUGCCCGUCGUCACCUGGUAGGGUUCGGUCGGUCGGUUGCUCGGUCGUCGGUUCUCGGAGGACGUUCGUUCAUGAAAUCUGUGUGAAGAAGUCGAGUCGGUGAGGGAAAAAGAAUUUUUUCGCCUACUUGGAUAAAGUGAUUGUGAAUCGCGGUGUUUGCCUGAUGAUAAGAUAGUGAUCACGCCGCACGGCCUACUGAUAUUAGGUGCACCCCUGUAAAGCAGAAUCAGAAGAAUUUAGUGUUGCUUGUGGUUGAUAACAACAAACCGUCGUCCGUCGUUGGACUGUUAUCGAGUUUGCUCGGUGACGGAAGUUUAACGGAAUCAUAAAACAGUGACUAAGGUUUGAUUGGUGAGGAUUUGGUUCGUGUGGAAAGGAAGCUACUGUACCAGGAAUGCGAACGGAUUGGCGUAAUAAAAGUGUCUUUCGAACGUUGUACCAAGGAGGAGCGGGCCAUGGGGAGGAUUCGUAUGGGCAGCGGCUUGCCCGCACAUGCAAAGACAGUCUCGAAUUCAUCCAACGGAUGGACCUCUGGAAAACCCUCAAGGUGCACAAGGGAUGCGUGAACACCGUCUUCUGGAGCGACGAUGGCCAGCUGCUGCUGUCCGGCUCCGACGAUCAGCACAUCGUCAUCAGCAGCCCCUUUACCGGGCAAACCUUGUUCCAGCACAAGACUACACACAGGGCGAACAUCUUCAGUGCUCGGUUCCUGCCGCAGAGUGGAAACCGUGAAAUAGUUUCAUGCUCCGGAGAUGGUAUCGUACUGUACACGGAACUUAAGGACGUGGCGCUGGAACCGGCCGAAGCGCACGAACGCAAUUUGAACUACUUCAACUGUCACAGCAAUGGGACGACGUACGAAGUUUUGACGAUUCCGACGGAGCCCAAGUCGUUCAUGAGCUGCGGAGAGGACGGAACAGUUCGGCUGUUCGACCUCCGCAAGAUGACCCGCUGUCUGAAGACGUGCUGUAAGGAUAACAUCCUUAUACUGAGCCCUUCAGCGGUUACGGCCAUGACGCUGUCGCCUAUUUCGGGAAACUACAUUGCACUGGGAAGUUCCGAUAGCCACGUGCGGAUCUACGACCGGAGGUUCCUCAAGAUGGUGGACUGCAAUUCUCCGGGAUCGCCGAACGAUCGUCACACAGUUCCGGUCAAGAUGUUCACCAAUCCGUCCGAGGAGAAGCGAUCGUUCCGGGUGACCUCGAUCGCUUACAGCGGGGACGAGCGCGAGCUGCUGGUCAACUACUCGUCCGACCAUUUGUACCUGUUCGAUGUGACCCGGGAGGGCAUCGAAGUCUCGGCAGCGCAGGCUUCCAGCAAUGCCGAGAAGGGCAAACGGGGCUCGAAGACCCCGAACAGCAGUAUCGACAGCCCUCCGCCGGUGCGUCGGUUGCGUUUGCGUGGAGAUUGGUCCGAUACCGGGCCGGAAGCACGUCCGGCCCGGGAGAUGGCCUCUCGAGUGUUCGGGGCCGGCCAGGCUCGGCCACAACUGCAGGCUACGAUCAUGCAUCGUAUGACUGAAGUUCUGUCGCGAAUGUUGGCCGACCCCAGAACACGGAUCGGACUGACGCACACGAACGAACUGACCAACGAUAGCGAUCUGGCCAAUGUCGUGGACGACUUCAGGAGUUUUGCUAGCAGUAGUAGUAGUGGAGGUGGGGAUGAAGAAAGACGGGAAGGCUCAGGGGAACCUCAGCCCUCGACGAGUGGAACUCGGCCAAGGACGCCGAGACAAGCGGCUGAAGGUGAUUCGACACGGGUUGGACGAAAUGGCAGGGAGCGGGAUGAUGACGAUGAUGAUGAGGAUGACGAAGACGAUGAUGACGGAGAUAAUACUAGGUCAAACCAAAGAGGUGGCGGAGAAGAGGCGGAGUACGAGGCGGAACUGAAAGCACUGAAAGAUCUCGAAGCGAAAGCUAUCAACUACGAUUACGUAAUCAAGAAAUUUGUGGGUCAUCGAAAUGCACGAACGAUGAUCAAAGAAGCCACCUUCUGGGGCAACGACUACAUCAUGUCCGGUUCGGACUGUGGCCACGUGUUCACGUGGCAUCGAGAAACCGGCCGGCUGGUGAUGCUCAUGCAGGCCGACCAGCACGUGGUAAACUGCGUGCAGCCGCAUCCGACGUUACCUCUGCUGGCCACGUCCGGUAUCGAUUACGACAUCAAAGUUUGGUCACCCAUGGACGAGGGGAAGGUCCGAUUCGACGAGGAGGCGGCCAAUGAUCUCAUGGAACGCAACGCGGUAAUGCUAGAGGAAACCAAAGAUACUAUUACGGUGCCGGCUUCGUUCAUGAUCCGGAUGUUGGCGUGUAUCCAUUCGCUGCGGAAUCGUCGGGGGCCGGCUGGUCCGGCAGGUUCCGCCCCCGCCACCGCUGCCGAUGGCAACGGAAGCAGCACUGGCAAUAGCAAUAAUAACGAUAACAAUAAUGAUAAUAAUAACAAUAACGAUAAUGGCAACAAUAACAGUAGUGGCGGCAACGAUCGCGGGGAAAGUUCCGGCGGUGGUGACCGCAGCGGAAGUUCCGAACACUUCCUGUAAUGAAUGCAUGGUAAGUUAUAUAACUCCUAGCGAAACGGUUAUUGUAGUGCUCUAUUCCAAGCAAAACUGGCAAACAUUAACAAACACUUUUUAUUACGUUUUGAGCUACGAUCAACUUAACAACUGACAUUAUCAACAAACAAGCAAGAUGUGAUUUUCCGUUGUACUUCUAAUACUGAGUAUAACUGUAACUAUUUGAAGAA
This is a messenger RNA of Aedes albopictus (Asian tiger mosquito), 3156 nucleotides long. RefSeq names its product DDB1- and CUL4-associated factor 6. Gene Ontology annotation, molecular function: protein binding. Gene Ontology annotation, cellular component: Cul4-RING E3 ubiquitin ligase complex; cytoplasm. Lineage: Eukaryota; Metazoa; Arthropoda; Insecta; Diptera; Culicidae. Gene Ontology annotation, biological process: positive regulation of transcription by RNA polymerase II. The record is from RefSeq and is a predicted model, not a curated record. Bases 809 to 2953 code for a protein of 714 amino acids. The transcript is spliced from 5 exons.